Molecule: messenger RNA, 969 nt
Organism: Populus euphratica (Euphrates poplar)
Lineage: Eukaryota; Viridiplantae; Streptophyta; Magnoliopsida; Malpighiales; Salicaceae
Exons: 4
Coding region: 241-738 (165 amino acids)
Biological process (GO): RNA catabolic process
Cellular component (GO): ribonuclease H2 complex
Source: RefSeq, a predicted model, not a curated record
CAUCAGAAAGAAAUCCAUUGACUUGGUGUCCUCUUGGGCAGAUGACAAGUCGCACGUACAUCCCUCUAGAAUCUAAAGUUCUAAGCCAAGCCAGCCUUGUCUGUCUUUAUCUAUUAGCCUUCUGUUUAGGGCUCUGUCUUCCAUUUUCGGAGGAGAAAAAGCGCGGGAAUACAGAAACACAGAGAGUGGAAGAAUUCAAGGGCAAACCAGAAAUCCAAAUCAAGAAAACAAUCAGCAAAAAUGGGUUUGGAUGGCAAUUCAAAAGCAGGAAUAACAGGAACUAUAAAUCAAAAGAAAUCAGAGACAGAAGUCCCGAAUUUAACAGGCAAAGUCCACUUACUACCUUGCUGCAUCAAAUAUGAUGGCCCUUCUGCUGUUUCUCACUACUUCAAACCCAAACUCACCGGUGUAGAAGUGGAAGAGAUGAAAGUUGAGGAAGCUCAUUUUAGAGGCAGGAAGUUACAGGGUGCCACAAUUGAUAUUCCAAAGGGGUAUUCUGGCUUUGUCAUAGGAAAGAAGAGUCCGGGCAAGAGAAAAGCUUCUGACAUGUCUGAAAAAAACUCAAACACUUGGGAGAUAACUGCAAAAUUUGAGAACAUAACAUAUUGGAAUCACGACAGCCUGCCUUCAAAAGUUGAUGCUUUUGUGCGUUCCCUCCACUGGUUAUCUGUGGCAGAGGCACUGCUCGGGCUUGUAAAGAGCUAUUACUCUCAAAGUCUUCAUUUUUCUUGCUGUUAGUCUAGAAGGAAAUGAACACUGGCCAGUUACUGCAUUCUUUUUUGUGGAGAAGUGUUGCCUUGAAAUAUUCAAAACUAGAUUCUCUUAUCUUUGUUGGAGCCAUUUCUAAUUUCCUUGCAGCAGUACUUGCCUAGGAAACACAGAAAAUCAUUGAUUAGGAUUUCACCAGUAUUUAAAUUUUGGUGAACUCUUGACCUUUUUAUGGACAGAAUAUUGAUCAAGUAACAUUUA